AUGGAAGAUUGGAAGAAAAUAGAUCUGUUCAAAGACGAAGAAGAGGGAUUUGCUAUUGAAGGUAAUGAACUCGUGGAGGAUGAUACUUUCAACAGAUCCUUGGUGGGGAAGAUCUGGACAACGAAUUCCUUCAAUGCUCGCAUCUUCAAACAAGUUAUUGUUCAAGCAUGGAGGCUAAAGAAUCCAGUAGAGGUACAAGAACUCAACAAAAAUUUGUUCCUUUUUAAGUUCACCACUAAAAGAGACGCUGAAGGAGUGUUGAAGAAUGGCCCGUGGAGCUUCGACCGGAAUCUCGUCAUUUUGGAAAGGAUCUCAGGAGAGGAACAACCCUCAAAAUUGGAAAUGUUCAAUGGAGUUUUUUGGGCUAGAGUUUAUGAUCUUCCUCUCAAACUCAGAACUGAUGUUGUUGCUGUGAAACUUGGGGAUACUAUGGGAAAGUUUGUAGAAGUGGACAACAAUGAAGGAAAUCGGAUGGGUAAGUGUCUUAGAAUCAAAACCACAGUUGAUCUACGCAAACCAUUGAAGAGGGGGACUGUCAUUACUUACCAAGGUAAAAGCUUACGAGUUUUUUUCAAAUACGAAAGACUUCCAACAUUUUGUUAUGCCUGUGGAAAAAUUGGUCAUCAGAUCAAAGAUUGUGAGACUCUAGAGGGGAACACAGAUACUGGCUUUGAUGAGAUAGAAGAGAAGGAUUGCCCCUUUGGACCAUGGCUUAGAGCCUCUCCCCUUCCCAAAUUCUCAGGGGAUUUCAAGAAAGAAUUUGCCUCAGGAUCUUGCUCUCGUAGUUUGUUCACAGAUUUUAGUAAUAGUAAAGAUGUGGAAAAGGAAAGUGCUAUGAAAGAUGUGGAGGAUAACCAAUCUACCGGAAGGGUGCAGGCAGGGGGUGAUAUAGGAGUUCUUGGUGAAAAUGGGGUUGGAGAGAAAGAUCAAAGUGAAGUGGAAAGCGUUGCAGAGUCUCUUGGAAAUGUGGCAAUCUCUAAACUGGCACUAUGUGGUAUUGACAAGGAGUCGAACACAAAACUGAAAGUCAAGAGUAAGAACUCUAGCAAACCAAACCGCAAGUGGGUGAGAAGCAAAGGGACAAGAAAGAGUCCUUCAAAGGAUUUGCUGAUUGCUGAAUUGGGGAAGAGGCAACUAGUGGAAGUAUCUAUUUCGGAGGAGGUGCCCUUGGAGGUGUGCAGAAUGGGAAAGAAAUUGAAGUCCAAAGGAGUAUCUAUCAAUCUACAAAAACCAGAGGGGGUGUUGGAUGACCAACACCACCCUACUCAAUGA
Trifolium pratense (red clover) is the source of this 1272-nucleotide messenger RNA. RefSeq lists its product as uncharacterized. Gene Ontology annotation, molecular function: zinc ion binding; nucleic acid binding. The transcript has a single exon. The record is from RefSeq and is a predicted model, not a curated record. Bases 1 to 1272 code for a protein of 423 amino acids. NCBI's taxonomy places the organism in Eukaryota, Viridiplantae, Streptophyta, Magnoliopsida, Fabales, Fabaceae.